Molecule: messenger RNA, 2032 nt
Organism: Benincasa hispida (wax gourd)
Lineage: Eukaryota; Viridiplantae; Streptophyta; Magnoliopsida; Cucurbitales; Cucurbitaceae
Product: protein NRT1/ PTR FAMILY 8.1-like
Biological process (GO): oligopeptide transport; transmembrane transport
Cellular component (GO): membrane
Molecular function (GO): transmembrane transporter activity
Source: RefSeq, a predicted model, not a curated record
CUCUUUUCCUUUAAUUUCAUGAAUCCAUUGAAACAAAUUCCUUGUUCUGUUCAUUCCUUCUUGAUCCGAUUCUCUCUUUAUUUUAGGGCUCCUCAAAUCUUCUGAGUAAAGCAAAAUCUCCUUCUCCUUCUUCUUAUUCGUUUAAUUUCUGAAAUUCUCUUCAAAUUAACCAUGGGGGAAGAAGAUAGUAUUUACACACAAGAUGGAACUGUGGAUUAUCGUGGAGAUCCUGCUGUUAGAACACAAACUGGAACCUGGAGAGCUUGUCCUUAUAUUUUGGGAAAUGAAUUUUGUGAGAGAUUGGCUUACUAUGGAAUGAGCUCUAAUUUGGUGCUUUACUUUAAGAAUCAUUUGAAUCAGCAUAGUGCUACAGCUUCUCAGAAUGCGAAUAAUUGGAGUGGAACUUGUUACAUUACCCCCUUGAUCGGAGCAUUUUUGGCUGAUGCUUACUUGGGUCGAUAUCGAACUAUUGCUGCCUUUUCCAUCGUCUAUGUCUUUGGGAUGACACUUUUGACGUUGUCAGCUUCAGUGCCUGGCCUAAAGCCCACCUGCGUUGCUAAAGAUGAUUGUCAUGCAACCACUGCUCAAAGUGCACUCUGUUUUUCGGCUUUGUAUUUGAUUGCAUUGGGAACUGGUGGGAUUAAACCUUGUGUUUCUUCUUAUGGAGCAGAUCAAUUUGAUGAUGCUAAUGAAACCGAGAAGAAGCACAAGAGCUCUUUCUUCAAUUGGUUCUAUCUUUCAAUCAAUGUUGGUGCUCUAAUUGCUAGUUCUGUGCUUGUUUGGGUACAAGAAAAUGUAAGCUGGGGUUGGGGGUUUGGUAUUCCAGCCAUCGCUAUGGCGAUUGCUGUCGUUAGUUUCUUUUCCGGGACUCGGUUGUAUCGGAACCAGAAACCUGGAGGAAGUCCUUUUACACGUAUAUGUCAGGUCCUGGUCGCAUCUUUUAGAAAGUAUAAGUUAAAAGUACCUGAAAGCAAGGCUUUAUAUGAGACCACUGAUUCCGAGUCUUCUAUCGUGGGAAGCCGCAAACUUGAUCACACAGAUGAUUUCAGGUUCUUCGACAAGGCAGCAGUGGAGCUUGAAUCAGAUCAGACGUUAAAGGGCUCAGUAAACCCAUGGAAGCUUUGUACUGUCACUCAAGUAGAGGAGUUAAAGGCCAUCAUAAGGUUGCUUCCAGUAUGGGCAACUGGGAUUACAUUUGCUGCUGUAUAUAGUCAAAUGAGCACUUUAUUUGUAUUACAAGGUGACAAAAUGGAUCCUCAUAUCGGCCCAAAGUUUGAGAUUCCCGCUGCAUCACUCUCCAUUUUCGACACAUUGAGUGUGAUCUUUUGGGUCCCGAUUUACGAUCGAGUCAUAGUUCCAGUGGCUCGAAAAUACACAGGUCACCCAAACGGCAUAACGCAACUGCAGAGAAUGGGUAUUGGCCUGUUUAUUUCAAUUCUAGCUAUGCUAUCUGCAGCUAUCUUAGAACUUGUGCGGCUUCGAGAAGUGAAAAUGCACAACUAUUAUGAACUCAAGCAUAUGCCUAUGUCCAUAUUUUGGCAAGUUCCUCAGUAUUUUCUUAUUGGUUGUGCUGAGGUAUUUACCUUCAUUGGGCAGUUGGAAUUCUUUUACGAGCAAGCUCCCGAUGCUAUGAGGAGUCUUGGCUCGGCUCUCUCGCUCACUACCAUUGCACUUGGAAACUACCUGAGUUCUCUACUUAUGACUAUUGUCACCAAAGUCGGUACAAAAAACGGGAGGCUUGGAUGGAUACCAGACAAUUUGAACUAUGGUCAUGUACAUUAUUUCUUUUUUCUCUUGGGGAUCAUGAGUGUCAAAAACUUGAUUGCUUUUCUUUUCAUAGCCAAGUGGUACAAGUAUAAGAGACCCAUCGGAACGCUUCGCUGAUUGAUGAAGAAAGUAUGGAUAGCUCACUGAAGAAUGAUGCAAAACAGAACAGCCUCUACAUUCUGUCAGUAAAUUUAGUUGAUGUUUCUAUGUUUGUAAUACUACUCAUGUUCAAACAAGAAAGUAUUAAGAGUCAAAAGUUUAUUUA